UGUUGUUUGGUAGCGGUAAUCGGGCGACCGUCCAAGCGCUUUAGAAAACGAACCGAGCGCGUCGCGUUUCUUUCCAAAAAUCGUUCUCGAAAAUACCCACCCAGCGUGUGUGUGUGUCUGUGCGAUUUGGCUAAGAUGUGUGGCUGUGUGCGCGUUGAAGUUGUUGCAUUGACAAGGCGCGAGCAAAAACAACGCCCAGAAAAGUAGGCAACGGAUAUAACAACUUCUUCUGACCUAGCCGAGAAAAUAACGGAGAUAAAAGGCAGUAAGGAACGCCGGAAACCGCAAGGAGCCAACAAAUUGUUGUGAGUGUGCCAGUGUGUGUGCCCGUUGCGCGAGUGUGCGUGUGUGUGAGGCGCCAACUUGCCCCGGCAGAAAAAUAGAAAUAAAUAGUCAGCCAAAUGGCAGCACCAAGGCACAAAAAGUGAAAAGCAUAUCGCGGCGAAAGAAAUAUUUAAGAAAAUUAAAUUUUCCGGCGGAGCCAAGGCCUGGCUGUGCGAAGCGCCAGUGAAGUGUGACGAGAAAGAAAAACCAUUUCCGAAGAAAGUAAAUUUUGCAAAUCAAAGUCAAGCACUCCGAUCCGGCCUGGACUAUUAAACGCCUCAUCCGCCAUGGAAGGACCUCCUUCAGAGCCCCUGAAGCCGUCGGCCAGCGCCUCCUCAUCCUCCUCCUCGGAAUCCUGCUCAUCGCUGAGUACGUGAACGUCUCCGCGGAGAAUGUCCGCUUGCAUGACAAUUGUAGCGUGCCGGCAUUCAGAAAACGCAGCAGCAGACGACGCGGCUGAGCGAGCAGUACGUGAAGUGAUUCCCAACGAGGAGCGCCAGUAGGACCAAAGGACGCGGAGCAAGGACAUCCCACAUCCAACAUCCAACGCACAUGCACGACAGAAGGGCUUAGCACCUGCACUCGAGCCGCAGACAGCAGAGAAGCCAACGCACGGAAUAAUUCACGUAAACUGCCAUAUUUUUUUGAACCAAAAAACAGCCAAAAAACGUACCGCUGUUGUAAAGUACAAUUAAGAGAGGACACAAAAAGUGUGUGUCCUUGCCGAGUCAGGCAAAGCGAAAAGCAGGCCACGCCACAAACAGCUAUCUUGUGGUCAAUUAUACAAGGGCAGAGGGCGGAAAAAGUAUAAAACAGCAGUCGAACAUCAAGUUAUCGGAAAAACAAGGACAACAUUGCGACGUGGCCAUUUUGACCAAUAAUUAUAAUGGUUAUGUUGCUGCACUCGAAGCGACAACUCCCGCCAUCAGCAGCAACGAGAACGCGGCGGAAAGUGCCGCCCCCGACGAGGAGGAGGGCGUGGUCGUCCCUGCUGAUCCUAAUGCUCCUGGAUGUAUACACACCCGGAUGUUCCGCGGCUGGCAUUAGCUACAGCAGCAACAGCGGCAACCUCAGCACCUCGCAGAAGAGCUCCUCGUCGACGAACUCUGGCGGUCUGGUACUGAUCGGUUCCAGCAGCGCCACCUCCAGUUCCGUGCCCUCGUUAUCCCUCACCUCGUCCUCGUCGGUGGGCUCAUCCUCCUCCUCCGCCAGCAGCGCAUCCUCCUCCGCAUCCACCGCCAGCAACAGCGGAUCCAGCGGCAACCGCAGCGGAAGACCCACCAGCAGUAGCAGCAACUCCAACCCGAACUCCAACCCCAGCCAUGAUCAAUUACCCGCUCAGCUAUCGUCGCGGAUUAUCCACACACGCAAUGGCGCCAUAUCGGGCGUAAUUGUCCAAUUAGACGGCAGGCACUUGGAUCCGGUCGAGGCGUACCGGGGAAUCCCCUACGCCUCGCCGCCGGUCGGCAAUUUACGGUUCAUGCCGCCCGUCUCGGCGGCCAUGUGGUCAGGUGUCAAAAAGGCGGACAGAUUCAGCCCGGUCUGCCCGCAGAGAUUGCCGGACAUCCACAACGAGACGGCGGCCCUGGAACGAAUGCCCAAGGGCAGGCUGGAGUAUCUGAAGCGACUGCUGCCCUAUCUGCAGAAUCAAUCAGAGGACUGCCUCUAUCUAAAUAUUUAUGUGCCCAUACAAGUCGGAUCGCGUGACUCCUCGGGCAGUUCCUCGGCCUCAUCCGCCGGCUCCUCAUCCUCCUCGUCCUCGGGCAGUGGUGGCUCCAGUUCAUCCUCCUCGUCGUCUUCGUCAUCCUCCUCGUCGGCUGGGAGCGGAGGUCCUGCCAAGUAUCCUGUGCUGGUCUUUGUGCACGGCGAGUCAUAUGAGUGGAACAGCGGCAAUCCCUACGACGGAUCGGUGCUGGCCAGCUAUGGACAAAUAUUGGUGGUAACCAUAAAUUAUCGCCUCGGAGUGCUGGGCUUUCUGAAUGCCAACACGGACCGCUACUCGAAGCUGCCGGCCAAUUACGGCCUGAUGGACAUCAUUGCGGCGCUGCACUGGCUCAAGGAGAACAUCGUGGCCUUCGGCGGGGAUCCCAACAGCAUCACCCUCGCCGGACACGGAACGGGGGCGGCCUGCGUCCACUUCCUCAUCUCGUCGAUGGCCGUGCCGGAGGGCCUGCUCUUCAAUCGAGCCAUCUUGAUGUCCGGCUCAGGCCUGGCGCCCUGGUCGCUGGUCAGCAACCCGGCCAAGUAUGCGGCCAUUGUGGCCCACCACGUGAACUGCGCCUCCGACCUGCCGCACGCCCACCUCAUGAAGUGCCUGCGGGAAAAGACCCUGGACCAGCUGCUCAGCGUGCCCAUCCGUCCGCCGGAGUUUGGCUUUGCCUUCGGGCCCAGCAUCGACGGAGUGGUCAUCGACGGUGGGGACUACGUGCCGCCCGCCCCCGGAUCUCCGGCGGCCCAGGCCCAGGCUCAGGCAUCGACGGCCGCCGGAAAUGGGCUGGGCGGGGAGGCGGGAAUCGCUGCUGCCGGCGGUUGGGGAACGCCCGGGCAACUCGAGAAUAUCGUAUUAAUGAGAAAAACUGCCAUUAACAAGUUGUCAAGAUACGACCUGAUGGCCGGCGUGACACGUGCCGAGGCCUUUUUCAGCUUCAAUUCGGGCGACGUGCAGUACGGAAUCGAGGCGGAUCGCCGGUCGAGAAUUUUAAAGGCCUACGUACGCAACACGUACACGUUCCAUUUGAACGAGAUAUUCGCCACGAUUGUCAAUGAGUAUACGGAUUGGGAGAGGCCCGUGCAGCAUCCAAUUAAUAUCCGGGACGAAACACUGGAGGCGCUGAGCGAUGCCCAGGUGGUGGCUCCGGCGGCUCAAACGGUGGAUUUGCAUUCGGCGGAUCAUCGCAACUCCUACUUGUACGUGUUCGACUACCAGACGCGAUUCGGUGAUUAUCCUCAGCGCCAGGGUUGCAUUCACGGCGAGGACCUGCCCUAUAUCUUCGGUGCCCCGCUCGUUGGUGGUUUCAAUCACUUCACGCGCAACUACACGAAAACCGAAAUCAGUCUAUCGGAAGUCGUGAUGUUCUACUGGUCCAACUUUGUGCGAACCGGCAAUCCAAAUGAGCAAAUGGAAACGGAACACGGCAGUCGCCAGGAACGGAGUCGCUAUAAAACCAUUGAGUGGACGGCCUACGAGAGUGUGCACAAGAAAUACCUCAAUUUCGAUACCAAGCCAAAGCUAAAGAACCACUAUAGAGCACAUCGCCUCUCCUUCUGGCUGAACCUUAUCCCGGAUCUGCAUAAACCGGGUGGCGAUAAUGUGCCCGCUGCACACCACCAACUGCACGAUGAUGACGACGAGGACAACAACAUACCCAGCGAUGCCUCCGUAAAGCCCCUUAAUCCGCCGUACACUUCACGGGCUGCCAAUGCAGCGGCCAUGGGGAACUUUACGAUUUUCACCAACCAGGUAUUCUCGCUACUCAAUCUCAGUUCACCGUCCUCAUCGCUGCAGAGGAACGGCACUCGUUACGGGGGCAGUAAGAUAUAUCCAGAUGAUAUGAUGGACGGGGAUCACGGGGGCGGGGCGGCCAGUGCCUCGCAGGACAAUGAUGGUUUUGCAGCCUACUCCACGGCAUUGAGUGUGACCAUAGCCAUAGGUUGCUCCUUGUUGAUACUAAAUGUGCUGAUCUUCGCGGGAGUCUACUACCAGAGGGACAAGACCCGGCUGAGUGAGCCCAGGCCCCAGACCAAGCUGAAAAGGCAGGAGAACGGACAGAUGCCGAACAAUAUUUGCGGGGACCUGGAGACGCUGACCAUCCACGCGAAGAGCGAUCCGGCCACCCUACUUUCGCACCACCAUGCCAUGCAGCACCACCAGCUGCCACCGCCGGAAUUCGCGGAUAUACCCCACCGUGCCCCGCCGCCGCCGAAGCACAUGAAGUCCCUGCAGGACCCGGGGGGCGGUGGCUCGGUCAGCGGGGCGGUGGGCGUGUCCGGGGUGGUGCAAAUGCCGCCGCCACACGCCCUCCAAGUGAUGGGCAAUCAAUGCGGUACACUGACCAAAAAGAGCUGCAUGAAGCAAACGCAGGCCCAGGCCCAGCAGCACUCGCCUGCCCAGCAGCAACAGCAGCAGCAGCAACAUGUGGUCACCCAUCAGCAACACUUGCAGAAUCAUCAUAAUCAAAGCAUGACCACUGUGCUGACCACGGCCGGUGGGCUGGUGGUGCCCACGCCACCCACUGUGCCGGUAAUUGUGGCCACCACCACGCAGCACCAGCAGCAACAUCAGCAACAUCAGCAGCAGCAACACCAGCAGCAGCAGCACCAGCAGCAACAGCAACAGCAGCAGCAACAUCCGCUGAUGGACGAGCUGCGUGUGUGACAUUAAUUGACCGUGCGUUUUAAAUGUGAUCUCUAAACGCACUGCAUCCCUAGUCCUUAACCCUAAUCCCUAACCCCUUCCCCUAUGCGUUUCAGCUGUCUCUAUAAAUUAGUUACAUAGGCUACAAGGCCAGUAAGUGUGUGUCGGGAGCUAAAACUGUGUCUAUCCAAUACACACAGAUGCUUCUCCUUGCUAAAAUCUGUUGCUAGUUGGUUUUUAUAAAUUACUCUGUAAAUAGUUGACUAAGUAUAGAUCGUUGUCGAAAUCAUUAUCAAGGAAAGUUAACUUGGAAUUAAUGCUAAGCUACAAAGUGUUCACCAAAAGGUAAUAUGUUUUUCGGUAAUAAGGCCCCUUUACUCUUUUUAGAACCAGUUGUAGAGCUUUUCUAAAGUAAAAAUGGUUUUACAAUAAACUAUUUUUGUGUAUAGAAAUUAAUAUUGAGUUUAGAAAUCAUUCAUUGUAAAUACAAUUAUUCUUUUGAAAACUAUGGAAAAUAAUUCUAUUUAUUUUUAGACUUUCCUUUUUAGUAUAGCAAACUGUUCUUCUGUAUUCUGUUUAUAUUCCAGGUUUUUAUUCCCCCUCUUUAAAUUUUUUUCCAACCCAUUCUCUAUUUCGCAACUAAUUAGGACCAAUAAAACUACACGAUUCCAAGUUACGGACAAGAUUUCAUCUCUUCCUUCUGUUGGCGUUAGUAUAAAAACAUUACGGUAAAAUAAACGUAUAGGAAAAACUACGAGAAUUCUGAAUGCGUAAAACAAAAAAGAACAUGAAUGUUAUUCUUCCAAAGACUGAAUUAUAAUUGUGUGUGUAAAUAAAACUAGAUGCAGAAUUAAAAGUACUACUCUCCGUGUACAACAAAAAACUCCCAUAUAUAUACAUUUUCAAACGAAUAAAUAUGAGAAUGCAGUUUUUAGCCAAACCAAACACAAAAAAGAACUAGCAAAAAUUCAGAGAAAUACGGCAGCCAUAAAAUCAAAUCAUGUACAGGUGCAAAGGAGCUGUUUCUUUAAGUUUUGGCAGGAGAUUUGUAAAAAAAAAACUGUACAACUACCCCAAGAAAACAAUAGAAGCAACUUAAACUCAAACUAAAACUGAAACUAAACUUUGGUCAAACAGAAAACAAACAAAACAAAAGCAAAUUAAAUUAAACUGUUAAUUGUAAGCAUGCAGCUACUUUGUUAUGUAACUAAAUAAAUAUUUAUAUAGCUAUUAAAAUUAGAUGCGUAUAUAAGCCCACACAAAAUAAAAAACAAAUAAGCUCCUCUAUAUAGCUAUACAAAUUUCCAACUGCGAGAAUAGUUAAAAAUUCCAUUAGGAGUUAAGCGGGGCAAUUGAAAAGCGCAGUGAAAGCGAAACAAAUAUUCAUAAUUUAAUCUUUUUUUGUAUUCAGUUGGUUUUUUCGUUCUGAAUUACAACUAUUUACAAACAAUUGCCCGAAAUUGUAAUUAAAAUGGAAAUGAUACGCGAAAAAAUAGGAUGGGAAAAUUAAGCAAUGGAACUGCUCAUUAAAGUGAAACAGCGCGAAAAUUGCAAACAAUUUACGGCGCUUAUUAAAAUACUUGUAAAUUACAUAAACACAUUUAGCGGCAGUAAAAAAAAAGGCCGAAAGGAAACUGUAAUAAAAAACAGAAGCCAUUUACAGCCCUAUUGAGAAUGUAUAAGUCUAUAGCUUCUGUAUGCAUAUACAUACAUCUAUAAAAACAAAUCUAUGUAUUAAUGUAAUGGUGUAAACUUAGCAUAAUUAGCCAAAUAAUACAACAAGUAUAUAUAAAUAAUAUAUAGAUUGCUGCAUAACUGGCAAAACAAAAACGAUACAAUUAAAACCAAAACUCAUGACAACUAUCGCGUUAGAAAAUGUGUAACGAUUGUGCGAAAGAGACUUAGCAUUAACAAAUUCGGACUAAAUGGAAUAUAGUAAAAAUCAGUAAAAAAUAAAAAUAAAAACCCAAUUGAGGAAGGAAGAAAAUUUAAUUUAAUGGUUUAUAACCGCAAAAAUGGUGUGAAACAAGUUGCAGGCACUUAAGAUGAAAUGAAAAUUUAAAUAAUAAUAAAGUUGCAAAAAUUAUAAAAAUUA
Messenger RNA from Drosophila subpulchrella, 6773 nucleotides. RefSeq names its product neuroligin-3 (gene Nlg3). The record is from RefSeq and is a predicted model, not a curated record. Gene Ontology annotation, cellular component: synapse; cell surface; postsynaptic membrane. NCBI's taxonomy places the organism in Eukaryota, Metazoa, Arthropoda, Insecta, Diptera, Drosophilidae. The coding region runs from base 1211 to 4699 and encodes 1162 amino acids. Gene Ontology annotation, molecular function: signaling receptor activity; neurexin family protein binding. The transcript is spliced from 13 exons. Gene Ontology annotation, biological process: presynaptic membrane assembly; postsynaptic membrane assembly; synaptic vesicle endocytosis.